AUGUAACAGGAAGAGAGAAGAAUAACAAAAGACUACCUUAAAAAGUUGUUAAGAAAGGAAUUCAAACUCUAUUAUACCACUCCUGAGCUAAAUGAUUGUCUUUACUUGCAUUACAAAGGUUUUGAAAAGAUUGAAAAUCUCGAAGAGUUCACAGGAUUAAAAGUAAUUUACUUGGAAGGAAAUGGUCUUAAUAAUAUUGAAGGUAAACUGAAUCAAAUAUCAUAGGACUUGAUUGUUUGACUUCUCUGAAAUGCUUAUAUUUAUAGGAGAACGUAAUCAGGAAAAUUGAAAACUUGCACAUGUUAACUGAGCUAAUUAAUCUAAAUCUAAGUGAUAAUAUGAUAAGCAAGAUUGAAGGGUAUGAUAACUCAAUUAAACAAUAUAGGUUGGAAUAGUGUUAAAAAUUAUAGACUCUUUAAAUCAAAAGAAAUAGAAUUGGAUUGAAUGGGCUUAGUGAUUUGGAAGGAUUGAUAUGCUUACCAAAUUUAUCAGUGUUGGAUGUGUCAGAUAAUAAAAUAGAUGACCCAAAUGUUUUAGAUGAAAUAUUUUUAAAAAUGCCUCAAUUAUCAGUGUUGUAUUUCUAGAACAAUACAGCAGGGAAGUAGAUUCAACACUAUCGAAAAACACUCAUAAGUAGAAUUAAAACACUAAAGUAUUUGGAUGACAGACCUGUCUUUGAUGAUGAAAGAAGUAAUAUCUUCAGAUAAAACUCAUUUAGGAUUUGCUGAGGCCUUUGCUAAAGGAGGACUAGAUUUAGAGAGAGAAGAAAGAUAAAAGUAUAAGAAAGAGUAGGAGGAGGAGCAUAUGAGACAACAUCAGAAUUUUAAAGACAUGAUUCGAAGAUAUCGAGAAGAGUAACAAUAAUAACAAGAAUAAUAAUAAUAAGAAGAACUAUAAUAGGUUGAUAAUGCUUCCGAUAAUGAAGAACCUUCACAUCUAUCAACUUAUAAUACUUAAUCGAAUGCUAGUGAUGUUAGAUCAUCUGCUUAACAAUCUGCUCAACAUUCUGAACAUUAAUCAGAGAAACACUCAGAUAGGUAAUCAGACAAUCAAUCUGAAAAUAAUUCAAGAAUUGCAGAUGGACAUAGUGAACACAGAAGUGUAGAUGGAGAUCAGAAGAGUGUAGAUGGUGCCAGUGAACAUGGUAGUGAAUAAGUAGAGAUUAAUGCAAUAGGAACUUUUGGGCAGCCAACUCAACUUGAUGAAAUUGAUUGAUAUAUAUAUGUAAAUAAAUAU
Messenger RNA from Paramecium octaurelia, 1236 nucleotides. NCBI's taxonomy places the organism in Eukaryota, Ciliophora, Oligohymenophorea, Peniculida, Parameciidae. The record is from the annotation of a GenBank genome assembly.